GUGCCGAGUACAGGCCCUUCCUUGGACUGCCACCUGAAAUUCAAAUGGACGUGUGGAGGAGGCACGGCAGAACGGAGUCACGGGGGACCUUUACUCGGAAGCAGUAACACAGGAGGCAAAAUAAACACAAGGAAGGAGGAGGAAGCGGCUGCUAUGAGCGUGCGACGUCUUCUGGUCAUGGAAGAAGUUUUUGGGACACAUCGCUUCUUGGGAUUCUUGUUCUUUUAGUAUAUUAGGACAUACGAAAUGGGAAAAUAAAUGAACGCCGGAGUUCUCCGUGAAAUUGUAGCCCCUCUGGCAAACAACUGCCACACCUUCGUCAUCAGUGUAACAGGUUUUCUACACAACUGUCCAGAUGGGUUGCAGUUGCUGUAGGAUGAUAAAAAGUUACAUCUAUGACCCCUCAGUCCCUGUAGAAGUUCCUGGUCGGAAGCGGGACCCCACCAGCAGCUCUCUAUAUCAAUCUCACCGAUUCCCAGAGGAGGCAGACCACAUUCCCAAGAAGCAGGGCUUCCACAACCUAGCAUACAGCACCCAUCCCAGCCCGACCAAACUCGACAUCGACAACAACCACAUCAACCGGCUCCAUGCUAACAUUCCAGGCGAGCAGAUCCGAUCGAGCCCAGCGGAGGGUGACCCAAGCCUUUACAUCCUCCAGCCCGAGGGCGAGGGGACGCCCAUAAAAGUCGCCCCCACCUUACGCAUCAAUCCGCCCAUACAGAACGAGCCGUUGUUGGGAACGGAACCGGGCAAGCGAGAGGACAGAUUCCGAGACUCUGGGCUGGGCGUAACAGACGGGACAGAAGGAUCGGAUGGAUAUCCCUAUGGACAGGAAGAUGAAGACGAGGACAGGAAGAGCAGGCUAGCCAGUACUCCGGACACGGCCGAUGAGGAGAGUGUGCUGUCUGUGGAUAUACACACCAGCAGUACGAGCCUCUCCUCAGCAGACGCAAAGCUCAUGAUAGAGGACAGAGAAAAGGAAGAGCCCUCGAUCGAGAGAGGAGAGCAAGAGAGAGCGAAAGAGAUGGAUUGUGUGAGCGUCACAGACUCAAUGGUGGCAGAGGCCUUGGCCGCUCUGGAUGCGGCAACUGCGGGAGAGGAUUCUGAGUGACGUCAGGUGGCUCACUAGUUAAUGGUGACUACAUGGGAGAUUUCCAUACUCACUCUCUCGCUCACCCUCAAUAUUUGAAUACAGCCAAAUAAUAGCGCUCAUGAAGCUUUCCUGUAGACAGUCUGUAGGUACUUUUAUUUUGAAUGGAAAAAAAUCAAAUGAAGCCUUGAUAACAGGAACUGCUGCUUGUUUACACAACAAAAACAAACCACUUAUGAGACUUACUUGAGCAAAUGAAGGUCAUGGACAAACUCAAUUCUCAGACCAAACUGAAAGGACUGUUGCGUGAUUUUCCUCAGUGCUGUUGUCUACACAGCAUCAUAAUGAAAUAAGCUCCAUUUCUUAUCGUCAAAUAUUAUUUGUGACCCUGGACCACA
Sinocyclocheilus anshuiensis is the source of this 1488-nucleotide messenger RNA. RefSeq lists its product as uncharacterized. Bases 356 to 1111 code for a protein of 251 amino acids. The record is from RefSeq and is a predicted model, not a curated record. Lineage: Eukaryota; Metazoa; Chordata; Actinopteri; Cypriniformes; Cyprinidae. The transcript has 3 exons.